GGUCACUGCAAAGCGCUUGCACCUGAGUACGAAGAGGCCGCGAAGGCGUUAAAGGAGAAAAACAUUAAAUUAGUCCAAAUUGACUGUGUCGAUGAAUCUGAUCUAUGCAAAGAACAAGGCGUAGAGGGAUAUCCGACGUUGAAAGUCUUUAAGGGUCUAGAAAACGUCUCCCUCUAUCAGGGCGCAAGAAAGGCACCAGCCAUCAUAUCUCACAUGACGAAGCAAUCCCUCCCAGCAGUAUCGAUUUUGAAAAAUGAGAUGUUGGAAGACUUUAAAUCUGCCGACAAGGUUGUGGUUGUCGCUUUCUACAAUGCCGACGAUAUGGCUUCGAACGUAACAUUUUCUACUGUAGCCGAGAAACUCCGGGAUGAAUUUCUUUUUGGUGCCAAUUUUGACGCUGAUCUAGCCAAGACUGAAGGGGUGACUGCUCCAGCAGUUAUUCUAUACAAGAGCUUUGAUGAGGGUAAAGUUAUACUCUCUGAGGAGUUCAACGCCGAAAAUAUCGAAAAAUUCGUCACCGUAUCUUCCCUACCCUUGAUCGGAGAAGUGGGGCCUGAGACAUACGCCAAUUACAUGAGCACCGGUAUCCCCCUUGCCUAUAUUUUCGCUGAGACGGAGGAGGAACGCAAAUCUCUUUCGGAAAUCCUAAGGCCUGUCGCGGAACAACACAAGGGAAAGAUCAACUUUGCCACUAUUGAUGCAAAAGCAUUCGGCGGUCAUGCCGUAAAUCUCAAUCUCAAGGCCGAAAAGUUUCCAGCUUUCGCCAUACACAAUAUGACCGACAACAAAAAAUAUCCUUACGACCAAGAACUCGUUAUUGAUGCCGAGACAAUUGGGAAACAUGCAUCAACUUUCGUAGAGGGGAAGCUUGACCCCGUCAUCAAAUCUGAGGAGGUUCCAGAAACACAGGACGGCCCAGUGACAGUUGUUGUAGCCAAAAACUAUGAGGAAAUAGUUUUGGAUGAUACCAAAGAUGUAAUCUUGGAAAUUUAUGCUCCUUGGUGUGGCUACUGCAAGGCACUCGCUCCAAAAUAUGAUAUCCUUGGCCAACUCUACUCCCAAGCAGGACUCAACGACAAAGUUGUUAUUGCAAAGGUUGACGCAACUGCCAAUGACAUACCUGAUGAAAUUGAUGGAUUCCCUACCAUUAAACUCUUUAAGGCUGGUGAUAAGAGCAAUCCAAUCACUUUCAAAGGUGGUCGCACUGUUGAAGACCUCAUCGAAUUCGUGAAGGAAGGCACACACCAAAUGUCAGUCGAAUAUACCAAGGAAAUGAAAGACAAGCUAGAAGCCUCAAAAGAGGAAGAAGAAGAUCUAGAGCCGAUUGAGAUUGACGAAGAUGAAUUGAGUGAAAUGUUUGAAGAAGAUUCAGCUGAUUCUACAUCAGAAGAGUCUACUGAAUCUGAUACAACAUCUGAUGCUACCUCUGAGGUUGGAUCUGAGGAGAAGGUAGAAGAGCACGACGAACUGUAG
Messenger RNA from Blumeria graminis f. sp. triticale, 1473 nucleotides. The record is from the annotation of a GenBank genome assembly. Lineage: Eukaryota; Fungi; Ascomycota; Leotiomycetes; Helotiales; Erysiphaceae.